Messenger RNA from Mugil cephalus (flathead mullet), 4993 nucleotides. RefSeq names its product serine/threonine-protein phosphatase 6 regulatory ankyrin repeat subunit C-like. The transcript is spliced from 28 exons. The record is from RefSeq and is a predicted model, not a curated record. Gene Ontology annotation, cellular component: nucleus; cytoplasm. Bases 119 to 3253 code for a protein of 1044 amino acids. Lineage: Eukaryota; Metazoa; Chordata; Actinopteri; Mugiliformes; Mugilidae. Gene Ontology annotation, molecular function: protein binding.
CACGUCAUAUAUACCAAUUGCUAAAUAAGCUAAAGCUAGGCUAACUAGCUGCUACAAAGUAACAUGUAGUUGGAUUUACUGAAAUUGUCAACGAAGGAGCUUCCAGAGUGAUCGGGACAUGGAAUUGAGAAAUAUCAAGGACCAGUCUCCACUGGUCCAGGCCAUAUUCAGCCGCAACGUAGAAGAUGUGACAUUUUUGCUGAACCACAACGAAGAUGUGAAUUCACAGGACCAAGAACAAAGCACACCACUGCAUGCUGCUGCUUAUUUGGGUGAUGUCCAUAUUAUGGAGUUACUUAUUAGUUCAGGUGCUGAUGUCAACGCUAAGGACCAGGACUUGUUGACUCCUUUACAUAGAGCUGCUGCCUCGCGAAAUGAAAGGGCUGUUGAGCUGCUGUUAAAACACAAUGCGGAGGUCAACUCACGGGACAAAUUCUGGCAUACACCUUUACACAUGGCUGCUGCAAACUGGGCGAUAGGCUGUGCCAGAGCCUUGAUACCACAUGCUUGCAGCUUGGAUGUAACUGACAGGUCAGGAAGGACAGCACUACAUCAUGCAGCGCACAGCGGCCACAGAGAGAUGGUGAACUUGUUCCUGUCUAAAGGUGCCAGUGUAAAUGCCAAAGAUAAAAAGGACAGGCAGCCCAUCCACUGGGCAGCAUACCUCGGACAUGUGGAGGUUGUGAAGCUGCUCGUGUCUCACAGUGCAGAUGUGAUGUGCAAGGACAAACGUGGUUACACUUCGCUCCAUGCUGCAGCUGCCAGCGGACAAAUAGAUGUGGUCAAAUACCUGUUGAGACUGGGAGUUGAGGCUGAUGAGCCUAAUGUUUUUGGGAACACAGCACUCCACAUGGCUUGUUACACGGGUCAGGACACUGUAGCCACUGAACUGGUGAACUGUGGUGCCAACAUCAACCAGCCCAACUACCACGGCAACACGCCGCUGCAUCUAGCCGCCGCCUCCUCCAGUGGGGUGCUGUGUCUCGAGCUGCUCGUCAACAAUGGUGCUGAUGUCAACAUUCAGAAUAAAGAGGGGAAGAGCUCUUUGCAUAUCGCUGCAAUGUAUGGGCGCUUUACAGGCUCCCAGAUUCUGAUCCAAAAUGGUUCAGAGAUUGACUGCGUUGACAUGCAUGGAAACUCUCCUCUUCAUGUUGCUGCCAGAUAUGGUCAGGAGUUAUUGAUCAGUACUCUGCUGACUAACGGUGCUGAGAAAACCAGACAGGGCGUUCAUGGGAUGCUUCCACUGCAUUUGGCUUCGCUCUAUGGUUUUCCAGACUGUUGUCGCAAGUUACUGUCUAACGGACAGUUUUACAACACCAUGCCAACUCUGACCGUUGGUCCAACGCCAGCAGUGGGGUUUGAUAUCAACACGUUGGACGAUCACGGGAGGACCUGUCUGCAUGCAGCCGCCUCUGGAGGAAAUGUCGAGUGCCUCAACUUGCUGUUAAACAGUGGUGCUGAACUGGAUAUUAAGGAUGAUUUGGGAAGAUCUCCUCUGCACUAUGCUGCAGCAAACGGGAACAGCCAAUGCACAGUCUCUCUUGUGAGAGCCGGCGCAGAGGUCAAUGAGCUGGACGUGACGGGCUGCAGCCCUCUGCACUACACCGCUGCUUCGCACACCUUCUGUGGAGGGGAGUCUGAACAAGACCUCAUCGUGGAAAAGGAACAAGAAGCCUCUCUGUGUUUAGACUACUUGCUUGACAACGGGGCGAACCCAACUCUGAAGAACAGCAAGGGUUACAGCGCAGUCCACUAUGCUGCAGCUUAUGGGAACAAACAGCAUCUCGAACUGCUCUUGGAGAUUUCUUUCAACUGUCUCGAAGAAGCUGAAAGUAAUAUUCCAGUCAGUCCUUUGCACUUAGCUGCCUAUUAUGGUCAUUGUGAGGCGCUGCAUUUGCUUUGUGAGACGCUGGUGAGUCUGGAUGUGCGGGACAUCGAAGGCCAAACUGCUCUCCACCUGGCGGCUCAGAGAGGCUUUUCCACAUGCGUGGACGUCCUGUUGAAGCACCAAGCCUCCUACACCCUGAAGGAGCACAAGCACAAGUGGACGCCGCUCCACGCUGCAGCCGCUGAGGGCCAAGUGGACUGUCUGCUUUUAUUAGUCAACGGGGAACAAAGUGCCGACAUCAUUGACAGUCCAGACACACAGGGACAGACUGCUCUCAUGCUGGCAGCUCUGGGACGUCACACCGAUUGUGUCCAUGUCCUGCUGGAGAAAAAAGCAAAGGCAGAUGCUGCAGACAAACAGGGCUUCACUGCAUUACACAGAGCUGCCAUGCUGGGGAGUGAGGAUUGUGUUUCUGCUCUGUUGGAACAUGGGGCUUCUGCCCUGUGUAGAGACUCUCAGGGAAGGACUCCUCUGCACCUGGCAGCGUCCUGCGGUCACACAGAGCUGCUUCACACUUUGCUUAUGGCUGCUAAGAGGUUGGACCCUCUGGACUCCAUGUUGGACUACAGAGGCUACACGCCCACUCACUGGGCUGCCUACCACGGGCAUGAAGGGUGUUUACACAUUUUACUUGAAAACAAACUUUUUAGCAACCAGGAAGGAAACUUAUUCACCCCAUUGCACUGUGCUCUAGUUAAUGGACACGAUGUUGCUGCUGGACUUCUUGUGAAAGCUGUUGGUUCCCAGAUAGGCAGUGUUAGUGAUGCCAAAGGAAGGACUCCGCUGCAUGCAGCUGCUUAUUCAGGAAGUGUUGCUGGGCUCCAGCUGGUCCUGGCCCAGGGAGCAGAGGUCAAUGCUGUGGACAGCAGUGGAUGCUCUGCUCUGAUGGUUGCUGCCGACUGUGGACAGACCAUGGCUGUUGAGUUCUUGCUGCACAAUGCCAAGCCAGACCUGACCCUGGUGGAUGUCAAUAAUAACACAGCCCUUCAUUUAGCCUGCAGCAAGGGUCAUGAGAUGUGUGCCCUGUUGAUCCUGGGAGAGAUCACCGACCCAUCCCUCAUAAAUGCAAGAAACAAUGCUCUCCAAAUGCCCCUUCACAUUGCAGCAAGAAAAGGCCUGGCCACAGUAGUGCAGGUGUUACUGAGCAGAGGAGCCGCAGUCAUGGCCGUAGACGAGGAAGGCCACACACCAGCUCUGGCCUGUGCCCCAAAUAAAAACGUAGCUGACUGCCUGGCCCUGAUCCUCUCCACCAUGAAGCCUUUCCCUCCCAGAGAGGCCAGCACAGCCACCCACUUCAACCCCAUCCUGAAAAACUGUGGCAUCGCUGCCACCUGUGGCUCCGGUGGAAACUUGUGUCAUGCCUGAGUUCAUUAAGGUUUCGGCCAACGCUACUGUGUCGUCCCAGUGUAGACAGCUGCACAUAUUGCAUUAACUCAUGUACCAGUAGCAGUGACUGCUUUUCUAAAAUCUAGUCUUAGGCAUUACUUAAAUUAGUAGACCGGUUACGAGUUAUUUGAAUGAAGCACUAACUGUUCGAAAUUAAUGGAAGUUUAAACGUGAGCACACUACACAAGCCUUCCCACUUGAACCUCUUUCAGUGUUUUUUUUUUUUUUUUUAUAUAUAUUUGAGCUCUUUAACCAAGAAAGCCAAUCUCCAUCUUUGUCCUCAGCUGAUACGAGAAUCCUCAUGCAUUUGUUGUGUGCAUGUUUUAUUUACGUCUGUGUCUAAUAUUAGACACUGCUUCUUAACAUACUUAUAAUAUCUAACAGGUGCUGUGAACCUUUUAUGCAAUUAAUAAGACACUAUUUUCUUAUCCAGACCAGGGUGUAGCAAACACUAUGCUAGUAUAUAUAACUAAUAAUGUUAUCAUUUACUGAUUUACAUUUCGAAGUAUCAGUCACAAGCAUGUCUCUAGUUUUAGUAUUAUAGUUUACCAGGUCUAGUGUAUAUAUAGUUCUUAAAACAAAGUCGAAGCUUUUACUUGUAUUAUGUUGAAAAUCCCAAAUGAUUGAGAAUAAACCUCAGGUCAGUGAGUACUGUAUAGUAGGUGCAAUAAGAAGCACAUGUUGAGCUGGAUGCUACCAAGUGAAAAAGAUAUAUUUCAGUUAAAUAAGCCAGGAAGAGAAAGAUCAGAGAAAUAAAAAUCAUGUGUUGCACAGGAAGAAAAUCAUUCAGGCUUUGAGCUUAAAAUGUAUUUUUAGUGAAUGUGAUUUUCAACUGUGUUCCUAUAUAAAAGUUUUUUUGUUUUUGUUUUUUUAAAUAUAAACCAACACAGUGCAAAACACAGAUGUUUGGCAUUUUAGUUUCAAGAGUCAAUAUCUUAUCAAAUGUUUGGUUUGACCAAUCAGUCACUUGUUUCAGCUCUACAUCUGAUGUUUAAUUAUUGAAAUGAAAUUGCCACAAUUUCUAUGAAGCACCAAAAAAAAACCCUGACAUUUUGUGUAUUUUAUAAUUAUUUCUUUGUGAUUUUGUACUACAAUGUUCUCUGUGUUUUAAGUGGAAACGAUCCCCAAAGUGACUGGUAACAUUUGAGCAUCCAGUAUUUGACAUUCAGUGAAACUUUACAUAUUAAAUGUUUCAAAUGUUGUAAGAUUUCAAAUUAAAUUGGCAGCGUCUUCAAUCUUUUUAAUGAGUUUCUAACUUAUUAUUCAUAAACUAACACAAUACACCUGUCACUGCCUCUGUCUUUAAAGAUCCCUUGUAUUUUUUAAAUGGUGUUGUAUAUUAAAUAUUUUCUUUUUUUCCAGCAUUGUAAGCCACAUACAAUCUUGUCCUAAGAAAACCUGAAACGCUUUAAGCUGUUUGCACAUUGACACGAGAGUGCGUUUUGCAGCAAGUGUCAUUUGUAGUAUUCUGCAAAUGUUUGUUUCUGCACUUAAAAUUAGUGUUUAAUUAACUGCAGCAGUCUGUCUGACAUUUCUAAACAUAUGUCGCCCUGAAAUAAUGGAAGUCAGGAUUUUUUUUCUGAUGCUGCAUUUCAUUUCAAUAAUCUGUGUCUUCCAAACAGUUUACUGAGGUUUAGAUGAAAUAACUUGAAUACUCUGUGGUUCUCUUGUGAUUAUAAUUCAUAUGACAGAAAAUAAAUAAAUUACUACCAUCUCUAA